GUGGACAUUUGAUACAACAUACAAUCAAGACACCGUUACAUCGCUCGUGUGUACACAGAAUAAAAAGAGACAAUUUGCUCAUUUCUGCAAACGACACAAUGCUCUUCGCUGAAUAGCUAGAAUCGCAUCCUUCGACAACCCUCGAAUAUGAUUUCCAACAGUCGGAGAACCGCUGCAUUACCAUGGGAACACUGGCCUGUCAAUAAUAAGGAAUCACCCUCAAUAGACCAUUUUCCUCCUGCCGCUUAUACUGCUCACAUAGAAUCGUCAUAUCAAAGAAUGAGUCUGGCAGCAACUCAAAAACCACUCCGCGACUUUCUAAGUGCUCUUCAGACCUCAGACGAUCAGGUAUACGACGUUGCAUGCUCCUUUUCGCAUGUCUUUCGCGAUCUAGCUGCCAACAACGAUACAGACGAAUCAUUCAGUCCUGUGCCCAUCACCCGUUUACCAAUCGGAAAGGAACGUGGUCGCUAUCUUGCAGUGGACGUGGGCAUCACCACGCUCAAAGUCGCAUUUAUCGAGUUACUAGGUGGCGAAAAUGAUGAGAAUGGGAACGGCAGUCGCAUUGGUAGUAGACCGAGAUCCAUGAGUAAUGUGAUUCGUCAAGUGAGGCAUUCAAGAGUCCGCAGAACGCUGGAAAAGGCGUGGCGGAUUGAAGAAAGGUUGAAGCAGGAUCAGCCGCAUGAGUUGUUUUUGUGGAUUGGGAAUUGCAUUGCUGAGGUGGUCAAGGAUGAUUUGUUGUCGAAUGCUGGGUUGAAUGUCGAGCAACCUGCGUUUAUUGAGACGGGGAUUGCGUUUGGGCUUCCUAUCAAGCAAGAUUCGUUGGAAGCAGCUACAUUGAUGCAAACCGGAAAGGGGUUUACGAUUGGCACAGACCUGGAUCUGAGACAAUCCAUCUUACAAGGUUAUGAACGACAUACACGCCGCAGUAGUGGGAGAGAAGAUGAAGAGAUGACAAGAGCAACAAAGAGACAACGACACUAUCUCCUGCCUCAACUCAAAAUAAUUGCCCUCACAAACGAUGCUGUUGCAACACUGCUUUCACUCUCGUACUCGAUCAAAUCAUAUCCCAACAGCCGGGUCGCAAUGGGCAUUGUCCUCGACGAGGGAUGUAACGCUACUAUCCCCAUGACACUAUCCGACCUCCAUCCAUCAAAGUGUCGAAAUAUCUUAAGUCGGGAACCUACAGCUGCCCAGACACUCGUCAGCACCGAAUGGACAUUACACGGCGCCUCUGCUCCGCUACGAGAGCACGGCAUCAUCACCAAAUGGGACUUGCAACUCGAUGCGCGAUCUGCGAGACCCGGAUUUCAGCCUUUGGAAUACAUGACCAGCGGACGAUAUCUAGGGGAACUCAUCCGGAUAAUCUGCAAUGACUAUUUCGUGAAUGUUUUAGGUAUUGCGGAGAAAUAUCUACCCUCACCACUGGUACAACCAUACGCUUUACGAACAGAGACGAUUAUUAGUACAAUUUCAGCACAAUUACCGCUCCAAGCACUCGUGAACACGCUUAAUCAUAGCCACAACCCCACCACAGUGACUGCCGGGGGGAACGAUCAUUUCCUCCCUCCACCACCAUUCCCAUCCGAAUGGUCAUGGACCAUCGAAACCGCCAACGCCCUCCGCGAAAUCGCGCAGACAGUCCAGACCCGUUCCGCGGCGCUGGUUGCAGCUGCUACUGUGGGAUUACUAGCAUCAAAUCAUGAGGUAUCCCUCCGUGACCCGAAUCUCCCGGUGCACACUUCAGCAACAUCGCCGUUUGGGAUUGAGACGCAGUUCCUGAGUAGUUCUCCAUCGAAGAGUUUUCAUGAAUUCAGCUUUGGGUUGACGUCAAGACCGUCUACGGGAAGAGGGAAGAGGGCAAGUUGGUUCGGUGGGCCGGAGGAGUUGGUUGUCGCGUAUAUUGGGAGUAUAAUACAGCAUUAUCCGAAUUAUAAGGAGAAUUGUCAGCGGUAUAUUGAUCGAUUGUUGAUCAAGGGUGGGCCGCAGGAAGGGGGGAAGAGUGUGUUUUUGAGGGAGGCGACGGAUGGGGUUAUUAUUGGUGCUGGAGUAUUGGCAGGGAUGUUUUCAAGGUGAUUUCUUCUUUUGUUGUGUAGACAGGUAUAGAUGGGUCGGAUGUGAUUUGUGUGUAUAGAUUGAUAGAGCUGGGUCUGGUCGGGCAU
Molecule: messenger RNA, 2162 nt
Organism: Talaromyces stipitatus ATCC 10500
Lineage: Eukaryota; Fungi; Ascomycota; Eurotiomycetes; Eurotiales; Trichocomaceae
Product: hexokinase, putative
Exons: 3
Coding region: 148-2076 (642 amino acids)
Biological process (GO): glycolytic process; glucose 6-phosphate metabolic process; intracellular glucose homeostasis
Cellular component (GO): mitochondrion; cytosol
Molecular function (GO): glucokinase activity; fructokinase activity; D-glucose binding
Source: RefSeq, a predicted model, not a curated record